UGAAAACUGAUUUCAAUAGUUCAUAUGAGCUGCAGCUCCUGCCAGAUGAGAGCUCAAUCAUGAUGGUUUCUCAUCGUUUAUACUGGAAGUUGUGGAUGUUUUGGUGUUUUGGACAACAUUUAGGUCAAGUUCUGCAGUUUUCUGAUCCGACUAAUGGAGAAGUGGGAAAAAGCGUGAAGCUCGCCCCUGAUAACCCACCCUCAUCCACGUCCAUUUUUAGAACUGAAUGGUUAUUUACAACAAAUCUUAUUAUUACAGCACAAUCUGGUGAAACUAAAAUAUUCCCUGCAUAUGAAGAGAGAGUCGAGUUUGACAUCAACACUCUCUCUCUGACGCUGCAGAAUCUGACACUGGGUGAUUCUGGAAUAUACACACUCCGAGUAACAGCUUUUGCUGGAGGUGUUAUUGAAAGAAAAACUUCACUACAAGUGUUCGAAAAAGUAUCUAAUGUCAGGCUUAUUGGUCCAGAAGAAUUAUUAAUAGAGGGCAAGUCAUCUGCUAACAUCACCUCUGAGGGAACUGGCAACAUCACCUCUGUGGAGUGGAUUAAAGAUAACAGUCCUCUGUCUCCUAGCAACCGCAUCAUCUUCUCACCUGAUAACAGAUCAGUGUCCAUCAGUCCAGUGCAGAAAUCAGACAAUGGGGAAUAUCAAUGUACUUAUAGAAACCCUGUCAGCUCUGAAAUGGCAAAACUCCCCCUGACCAUCAACUAUGGACCAGAAGAUGUUUCUAUUAAGGGUCCGGAUGUGGUGGAUUUAGGGGUCAGUGUGUCUCUGUCUUGCUCUGCAAAUUCUAAACCUUUUGCCUCAUUCAGCUGGAGGUUUAAUGGAACAGACACCAAUGUGACCACAGACACUUUCACCAUAGCUGAGACUGACUUCACACACAGUGGAGAUUACGAAUGCACUGCCUCGAAUAAUGUCACAAAGAGAAGCAACUCACAAAGUCAUGCUUUACAAGUUGAAGUAGGUGGUGGAGGAGGAGGAGAAGGAGGGGGACUAACAACAGGAGCGAUAGUUGGGAUUGUCAUUGGAGUUUUAGUGCUUGUUGCAGGCAUUUGUGGUCUUAUUGUCUAUUUAACAAAAACCAAGAAAAUACCAAAUCUAACCCUUCACAAAAAUGGACGGGCAAGUGGAGCACCUGCAGCACAAAGCAGACAAGAGCCUGAAUUGAACUAUGCAGACAUAAGCCAUUUUCAGAAGGCUGGUGGAGAGAGAGUGAUUCUGGGGAGUAGUAGUGAGCCUAGUACAGAGUAUGCAGAAGUAAAUCCUGGAGCCAAGUCAAAGGCUCCUCCACCUCCCUAUGGAAGUCAGGUAUCAAACCCUCCUCUGCGCAGAAUUCAAUUUCAGACUCAUCUGAAUUCUGUGGAAGAAGUAAAGUAUUUUCUAGUUAGGAUUUCCAAAAUGGGACAUCAAUUACUUGCCUUCUUCCUCGCCUUAAUCUGUAUUCCAGGUCUUUGUGCAGUGACACUGGUUCCAUCACAAAACCCUGUGGCGGUCGGGAGCAAUGUCACCAUAAGUUUGAAGGACCCCAUCGACAUUACAGUUGGGAGCUGGUUGUUUCGGUCUGGUACAAUGUUCAUAUGGGUAACACCAAACAUUUACCGGGGUAGUAGCCACCAAGAUGGAAUAUUUUUAAACAUCACUACUUAUCAGCUCACCUUAUUGUCAGUAACUCUGAAUAGCUCCGGCUUGUAUGUAUUGGAGGCCUUGAGUCCAAACAGUUCCAGAGCGGAUAUUACAUUAGAUGUUCAGGAACCUGUCAGUAAUGUUACUGCAGAUGUAAGCAAGACAAACCUGGUGGAGUAUAACGACACCGUGACGUUCACGUGCCACGCCAGCGGCACUCCACUGUGGUUUUCAUGGCAGAACGGCAGCUCUGCAGUCACAGCGGGAGAAAGAGUUCAGCUCAGCAACAAUGGACGAAAUCUCGUCAUCAGUGGUGUGAGCCGGUACGACGAAGGUCCCUUCAAGUGUGUUGUGGUAAACAACAUCAGCAAUGGAGAGAGUAGUCAAAUUAAUUUCACUAUAAGCUAUGGGCCCAGUAACCUAAGAAUUACAGCCUCGCCAGACAGCAUGGCAUUGUCUUCUGGUUCGGCCAUGUCUCUGUCAUGCUCUGCUGAGUCCAAACCAGCAGCUUCUUUCUACUGGACUUACAACGGCAAUCCUCUGAAUGUCUAUAGUUCGAGUUAUAAUCUUAGAGACACUACUGUGAACAUGACUGGACUGUACACCUGCGUUGCCCAAAAUGAAGUCACGCUCAGAUCUGCUGCAGUGACAAAAACUAUUCGUAUAGUUGACCCAAUCUCAGCAGUGUCAGUGAAUCCAUCAGGCUCUUCAGUAGAACACAUGCCUUUUAAUCUAAGCUGUAAUGUUGUGGGGACAGUGGACUCCAUUCAGUGGAUGAAGAACGGGGUGUACCUGUACGCCGACAAUACGACCACUUUUUUCAAUGGCAACUCAACCUUGAGUUUUAAAAAACUCGCUCUUAGUGAUGACGGACUGUACCAGUGUGCCGCUAGUAAUGCUGUCAGCAACACUACCAUCCAGGAUUACAACCUGAUGGUCAACUAUGGCCCAAUCAACACUACAGCCUCUGGUCCAAAUGUAGCCGUAGUGGGAUCCAGCGUGACAUUCAGCUGUUCCUCUGUCUCUCGUCCUCAAAGUCAAUACAGCUGGCAUUUCAAUGGUUCAAAAGUAGCAGAUGGCUCAGUGUAUGUGACUGCAGCUCUCAAUAAAAACCACAGCGGACUGUACACCUGCAUGGCCUUCAAUAAUGUCACAGGCAUUAGCAGCUAUGCCUCAGUGCAGUUAACUGUACUUGCUCCUGUCACCAAUGUUAUGGUUAACAUGGCCAAUCAGCAACCAAUCUUCAACCAGUCCUUCACACUAACCUGCACUGCCAGUGGAGAUGUUGAGCACAUUCAGUGGAUGAAGAACGGCAUGUUCCUGUAUCCUGAAAAUGGAAUCACUUUCUCCAAUGACAAUUCCGCCUUAAGAUUCCAAAAUCUCUUUCUCAAUGAUGACGGACAUUAUCAGUGUAAAGCAAGCAACGCUGUCAGCAACUCAACCAGCCACGCCUAUGACCUGAUGGUCAACUAUGGUCCAUGGAACCAGACAGUCACAGGCCCUCUCAUUGCAGCGACUGGGUCCAGUGUGACCUUUAACUGUAAUGCAGUCUCUCGUCCUCAAAGUCAAUACAGCUGGUUCCACAAUAGUUUAAAAGUGGGAGAUGGUCCAGUGUAUGUGACUGCAGCUCUCAAUAAAAACGACAGCGGACUGUACUCCUGCAUGGCCUUCAAUAAUGUCACAGGCAUUAGCAGCUUUGCCUCAGUGCAGUUAACUGUACUUGCUCCUGUCACCAAUGUUAUGGUUAAUAUGGACAAUCAGCAACCAAUCUUCAACCAGUCCUUCACACUAACCUGCACUGCCAGUGGAGAUGUUGAGCACAUUCAGUGGAUGAAGAACGGCAUGUUCCUGUAUCCUGAAAAUGGAAUCACUUUCUCCAAUGACAGUUCCACCUUGAGAUUUCAAAAUCUCUUUCUCAAUGAUGACGGACAUUAUCAGUGUAAAGCAAGCAACGCUGUCAGCAACUCAACCAGCCACGCCUAUGACCUGAUGAUCAACUAUGGUCCAUGGAACCAGACAGUCACAGGCCCUCUCAUUGCAGCGACUGGGUCCAAUGUGAUCUUUAACUGUAAUGCAGUCUCUCGUCCUCUAAGUCAAUACAGCUGGUUCCACAAUAAUUUAAAAGUGGGAGAUGGUCCAGUGUAUGUGACUGCAGCUCUCAAUAAAAACGACAGCGGACUGUACUCCUGCAUGGCCUUCAAUAAUGUCACAGGCAUUAGCAGCUAUGCCUCAGUGCAGUUAACUGUACUUGCUCCUGUUACCAAUGUAAUGGUUAAUAUGGACAAUCAGCAACCAAUCUUCAACCAGUCCUUCACACUAACCUGCACUGCCAGUGGAGAUGUUGAGCACAUUCAGUGGAUGAAGAACGGCAUGUUCCUGUAUCCUGAAAAUGGAAUCACUUUCUCCAAUGACAGUUCCACCUUGAGAUUCCAAAAUCUCUUUCUCAAUGAUGACGGACAUUAUCAAUGUAAAGCAAGCAACGCUGUCAGCAACUCAACCAGCCACGCCUAUGACCUGAUGGUCAACUAUGGUCCAUGGAACCAGACAGUCACAGGCCCUCUCAUUGCAGCGACUGGGUCCAAUGUGACCUUUAACUGUAAUGCAGUCUCUCGUCCUCAAAGUCAAUACAGCUGGUUCCACAAUAAUUUAAAAGUGGGAGAUGGCCCAGUGUAUGUGACUGCAGCUCUCUCGCUGAACGACAGCGGACUGUACUCCUGCAUGGCUUCAAAUAACAUCACAGGCAGCAGCAGCUACGCCUCAGUGCAGUUAACUGUAAUAGAUGCCAUCACUUCAGUGGUAGUGACCCCUGAUCGUCUCAAUCCUCUGGCUUCUCAAAGUCUGCAGCUCAAAUGUAAUGUGAUGGGUCCCUACAACAAAAUCUACUGGCUUAAAGACAACCAGAAUUUCCAGCCAUCAGACGGAGUUACUUUUUCAGAAGAUAAUACCAUUGUGACCUUCAAAUAUCUGAAGACCGCCGAUGAUGGGCAAUAUCAGUGCGUCGCCACAAACAUAAUGAAAGAGCAUGCCAGUGAACCAUAUGGUCUUAUGGUCAUCUUUGGACCACAGAGUGUGCAGAUCAUUGUACUUCCAGGGAUUCCCACCAAGUUGACAUGUCAAGCACUGUCUCAGCCACCAGCUGUGUAUCAUUGGAUCGAAAACAACACAGUAGUGGGAAAUCAGUCUACCAUAGAAGUUCCCAUAAAGUAUAUCCUGGGCAGCAAUUACACCUGUGUGGCCAAAAACCCUUUGACCAAUGUGACGGUCUACACCAGCCAAGUCGUCAAUAACCCCAAUACUGCUGUCAGCAUCCAGGCGAGUGUGUUGCUGACUGCUCUCAUCGCUCUCCUGCUCCCUCUGCUUGAAUUAUGGCUCUAAUACUCAUAUUACUGUCAGGAAGAACAUGGUAUUUCUGAAUGAGGCAUGCAGAUUAGUUGAACUGCUCAAAUUACUUUUUGAAAGCCAGACAUAUAAGCAUUCAUUAACGGAACACUAUUUUGGCAACUAAAAAAGGGGGUUGCAUUUUAAAGGAACCAUACUGCAUUAUUUGCCUAUAUUUAUUUUCUAAAAAUGAUAUAUGUGGUACAUUUAUUACUAUCAUUAAUUGAACAGUACUUUAAUGAAUCACCCAUUUAAUAUGCUUUAUAUACUCUAAAUUAAAGCUGAACCUCAUAGAUGCUUCAAACACAACUAGUUCAUGUUUCUUAUCUCGCAAUUAUGUAAUCUUCUCUUGAAGGAAAAUGAUAUGCCUACAGUGUGAUUUAUGUAUUUUGUGAUUAUUUAAAAGAUCAAAAAAUGUGAAAUGUUAUAUA
Messenger RNA from Pimephales promelas (fathead minnow), 5437 nucleotides. The record is from RefSeq and is a predicted model, not a curated record. NCBI's taxonomy places the organism in Eukaryota, Metazoa, Chordata, Actinopteri, Cypriniformes, Leuciscidae.